Megalobrama amblycephala (Wuchang bream) is the source of this 1510-nucleotide messenger RNA. RefSeq names its product gastrula zinc finger protein XlCGF8.2DB-like. The coding region runs from base 179 to 1033 and encodes 284 amino acids. Lineage: Eukaryota; Metazoa; Chordata; Actinopteri; Cypriniformes; Xenocyprididae. The transcript is spliced from 3 exons. Gene Ontology annotation, biological process: regulation of transcription by RNA polymerase II. The record is from RefSeq and is a predicted model, not a curated record. Gene Ontology annotation, molecular function: RNA polymerase II transcription regulatory region sequence-specific DNA binding; DNA-binding transcription factor activity, RNA polymerase II-specific. Gene Ontology annotation, cellular component: nucleus.
CUUGACUUUUAUUUUUCUAUGCACUUUUGAGAUUUUAGACAGCAACGCGAACAGGACUUUUAUUUUGGUGUGGCGAUCAGCCGUCAUAAGGCUGCUUCGAGCUGUUGCAUUUGAUGUUAUUCGGCUCAAGAAAGUUAUUCUUAAAUAUGACAAAACUUGGGUUGGAGAUCCACAUGACAUGAAGAUGGCGUUCGUUAAAGAGAAGAGCGAAGAAGAGAAACAUGAAGAUACUGAAACACAAACAGACCUGAUUCAGCUGAAAGAGGAGAGUCAAGAACUGAAGGAAAUUGAAGUGCAAAUUCAGAAUGAGAAAGAUCAGGAUUUCAUGAAUGGAAAAAAAUUCUCACGAAAAAGAGGUCGUCGUUUAAUUUGCAAACAGUGUAGAAAACGUUUCAUUCAUAGAAGAGACCUUGAUAUCCACAUGAAACUUCAUAAUGGAGAGAAGCCUUUCAGCUGCCAACCGUGUGGUAAAAGUUUCAUUUCUAGAUGGUACUUUGACGUUCACAUGAAAAUUCACACUGGAGGAAACACUUUCAUCUGCAACGAGUGUGGGAAGAGCUUCUCACGAAGAGGAGGUCUUAAGACUCACAUAAGAGUUCACACCAGAGAGAACCCAUUCUCAUGUGAUCAGUGUGGAAAAAAUAUGAGAAAUAAAGCAAAUCUUAAUAAGCACAUGAAGAUUCACGCAAGUUUUAAAUGUCAUCACUGUGGAAUGAGGUUCACAGACAGCGAUCACCUUAAGGAUCAUGUGAUAACUCAUACCGGAGAGAAGCGCUUCAUGUGUAAUCACUGUGGAAUGGACUGUAAACACAAUUCACACCUUGAGGUUCACAUAAGAACUCACACAGGAGAAAAGCCUUACAUCUGCCCUCAGUGUGAUCGGAGUUUUGCAUUAAAAGGAGCCCUAAGGAUUCACAUAAGAGUUCACACAGGAGAGCAGCCUUUUUCCUGCCCUCAGUGUGGAACGAGUUUUGCAUAUAAAAGAAACUUGAAACAUCAUAUGCAAACUCAUUCUAGCAAGAAACUGGAAUGAUCUGUGCAUGGCAAGAGGUUUAGAAUGAGGAGCAAUUUCAAAAAUCACUCCGGAGGUGUGAAGGUGAUUUAAUUGAUUAAUUCACUCAAUCAAAAUAUUAGAUAAACUUUUGUCUUGCUGUAAAAUGCCACAAUGUAAAUGAAUAUACAUACAUAAAGUGAAUAAAUAGCGUAUAAUGGAAUAUUUGAUCUUUCAGUCAUGACAUUAAUAUGGCAACUGUAGGGAGUGGGUCCUCAAUGUAAGCUACUUGUUGGUGUGUCAGUAUCUUCAAUGUCCUGAGAUAGAUUUAACAGCAUCAAUAGUCUAAUACUUAGUUUAUAAUUAGAAAAUAGUCACUUCAAUAGUCAGGCCAAGUUAGUUAUUCAAACGUAAGACAACAUAAAGACAUGUCCCUCAGUGUUCCUCUUCAGUUUUCCUUAUUGUAAAUUAAGCAUUUAUUGUGCACUUUAGUUAGAAUCAUUGAACAAGAUGAGGGUU